Tuber melanosporum (Perigord truffle) is the source of this 1503-nucleotide messenger RNA. RefSeq lists its product as uncharacterized. The transcript has a single exon. The record is from RefSeq and is a predicted model, not a curated record. The coding region runs from base 1 to 1503 and encodes 500 amino acids. NCBI's taxonomy places the organism in Eukaryota, Fungi, Ascomycota, Pezizomycetes, Pezizales, Tuberaceae.
AUGGGUUCAACCACAUCAACACUUCGAGCUUCGACCAUAAUUCUCCUAGCGUUAACACCCCAAGCGCUAGCGGCAGAUGGUGCCGACUUCUCAAUCAAUUUGUUCUCCGACCUGGCCCCCGUUCUGGCUCUCUUCGGAGAGCAAGUUUCCAAACAGUUCCUGUCCCAGUCCUUGACUUGGCUGGAGGACGUGAUAUUCGCCAUGGCGCCAUUGGGGAUUGUAACGGCAAUAUUAAGCGCAGUACGAGUCGGUGGGCCAAACUGGCUUAAGGCAGUUGUCGGGAGGGCUAGGGGAAGCAGGGCAGUCGCAGAGGUGGAACUCAUGUCCUCCACCUCACACGAGGUGUGCGAACUUUGGAAUGGGGAGGCCAUCGUUCGGGUCAUGGGUUCUCCAGAAGUUGCCGAGAUUCUUUAUUUCAAGGAUGGGACGGAUGGACAGGGAGGACCUAGGUUUCUUACACUGGAGGCAGCUAAAGAAAAUGGAAUAUUGAGAAACACUAAAGAAAGGAGGAUGAAGUAUGGCCCAACCCUGCCAAGAGAUGCUACUCCAAUCAGCACCCCUAACAUAUCGUUGAACAUCUGCGAAGCCAACGAACAGGGAGAGUUAUGGCUAUUUGCUAUUCUAGGCAUUGUCCUUCAAUUCGGUUGCUUGAUCUUUAUUGGAAUCACCCGCUUCCACCCCAAGAUAAAUUGGAAGGACCAGAAUUCUGAGUACGCUUACCCCCUUAUGGCAUCCGGGACUCUGCUUGUAGUUAUGGGGAUGAUGGCAUGUUCGCGCGCAGUGCAGGCCUCAUCCGAAGAGGAUAUAUGGGUGGCCGAGAGGAGCUUUAGGAUUCUAUGGGUGCAAAAGAGUUCGCGGGUCAAUGAUCAGCACUUCGGGUCAUAUGCACUACUUGGGGACGGGGAACGCAAGAAAAUUAUUACGUCUCGUCGCAGAGCUCACAUAUACGCCUCCCGGAUCUUUCUUAGCACUCUGGCGGUUGCUGGAUCAUUCGUCUGCAUUGCCGGCUUUGUCACCCAGUUUGUCGGACUUCGUGCCCUGCAUUGGUCAGCCUCCAUCGCACAGUUGGUUGUAACAUUGACAAUGACUGCUAUGAGAACCUGGAUUCGUCGAAAAAUGUCUGAGCAGCCACGACCCAUCAUGCUCCCGGUUGAUAGUUGGAUCGAUAGGCUCACACUGACCUUUGGGACAUCCCCAGAUAGACUAUGGGACACAAGAAACCCUUACCCCCAACAUACUUCCCAUUCUAACUGGGAGGUGAUAAUCCUCCAUAAGUAUAUUGGGUAUGAUGAUGCUCAAAAGGCACAUAAUGCUCCUAAUAAGCACUCACAAAAUAUCACCAGGAUGCGAAUGGGCCUUGGAUAUUCUACGAGUUGGAACGGGAGCUCGGAUCCCUUUGUACAGGAACUAGACACCUUCCUUCAGUCUUUGCUGUCCUAUUUUACGACCUCGGAGGAUGUAUUUCUUGUCGACAGCUUCAAUCAUUCUGGAGUUUUUCGUUAG